AUAAAGGAAGAAGAAGAAGAAGAAGAAGAAGAAGAGGAGAUGGGUAGGCGCUUCAAGGCACCAGUCUUCGCUGCCUCCGACGUGCCCGUCGACGCCAAGCGCGAGGCGGCAAAGCCGACAAUCUCGCCAGAGGCCAAGGCAUCCCCACCUGCACCCAAGGUCUUAGUAGAGGAUGAGGAAGAGCUCGAGGAGCUGUUUCGCUCGGAGGCUCCACUGCAGCUCCGGCGAGGCCCCCACCCAGCGCUGGCUCUGGGCGUCGUAUUCCUGGCCUGUUUAUUCGUCACAGCGCUGGUCAUCUACACGUUCACAGACAGCGUGGAACCGACAACGGCACUGGCUGCAGUAACCGUUCGCGCGCUACAGUCGCCACCUGCUGCCGGAAAAAAUGUCACCAAUGUUGCGGAGGCCCUGGAAGCUGAGGAAGAGUACAAGGCUACAGAUGAAAACUCGGGCAUCAGUACUAACACCGUGCGGCCAACCAGGAGUGGCACGUACGACGAAUCAUAGUGGGCAAAGGGCGUUGACCGGAAAGCACUUUACCCUCUUUGCUUUUCAAAAGUUCGCUAUUAGUGCA
Molecule: messenger RNA, 574 nt
Organism: Dermacentor albipictus
Lineage: Eukaryota; Metazoa; Arthropoda; Arachnida; Ixodida; Ixodidae
Source: RefSeq, a predicted model, not a curated record